AUGUCUCAACAACAACACCCAAUUGACGACGAUUUAGUACCCGAACAAGUCGAAGGCUAUGUCGUAACCGAAAAGAAAACCAUUGAAGAAUAUAAAAACCUAGACGCAGAAGAUGAAAGUUUAGCAAAAUGGAAAGCAUCCCUCGGAUUAACAUCAGAUUCAAACCCAUACCCAGUCAAAACCGGAGAUAAACGAAAAGUAGUCAUUGUAGAAAUGGGAAUUGAAUUCCCUGAAGAUCCCAAACUUGCCCCCAUUCGCGUCAAUCUUGAAGAUGUGGAUGGGAAUACUAUUCUUAAUAAGGAGAUUAAAUUCAAUAUCAAAGAAAAGUCAGUCUAUCAACUCGUAAUCAAGUUCAGAGUCCAGCAUGAAAUUAUCACGGGGUUGAAAUAUUUACAUUCGGUAAAGAGGGCUGGAGUUAGGGUUGAUAAAAUGGAUGAACCAUUGGGGUCAUAUGCUCCAAAUACAGUUGAGAACCCAUUUUAUGAACGGAAGUUUGCUGAGAUUGAAGCUCCAAGUGGGAUGAUUGCAAGAGGGAAUUAUAAUGCCGUUUCGAAGUUUGUGGAUGAUGAUCAAACUGUUCAUUUGACCGUUCCUUGGAGUUUUGCUAUUACUAAAUAG
Molecule: messenger RNA, 618 nt
Organism: Hemisphaericaspora subhashii
Lineage: Eukaryota; Fungi; Ascomycota; Pichiomycetes; Serinales; Debaryomycetaceae
Gene: RDI1
Product: Rdi1p
Exons: 1
Coding region: 1-618 (205 amino acids)
Biological process (GO): Rho protein signal transduction
Cellular component (GO): membrane; cytoplasm; cytosol
Molecular function (GO): protein binding; Rho GDP-dissociation inhibitor activity
Source: RefSeq, a predicted model, not a curated record